UUAAUUAUAGGUAACCUUCAUAUGUGAAGCAAGGACACGUAGUCUUCUUGAAAAAUGUCUCAUGAAAAGUCCAUGAUCUUAUUCUAUACAUAUAUUUCUUCAUUAUAUUUAUUACAGUUAGAUAAUCGAAUCUACACGUGUCCCGCGAAAAUGUCCAGCAAAUUAGUAAAGCCCUUUUCCACACCACCCCCAAUUCUCUCUUUGUCUUGCACCACAGCUCAGAAACGAAGGCUGGGGAGAAGAAAUAAUCUACUGUGAGAGAGUGUUCCUUUGAGCCCCUUUUCCACAGUUGUGGUGUUGACUUUUUGAAUCUCCGAGGGUUAUCUGAACUAUGCUGCUAAGGAUAUGAAUAACUGAACAAAAGAUCGAAGCUUUUUGUGUUAUUCUUUAAGAAAGACGUACGAUGGAAGAGAUUUCGCCUGCAGUUGACCUUACACUUAUCUUAGCCAACCCCAUGUCUGAAAAUUCCCACAUGGAAAUCACACAGAUCAAACUAAUAACAGAAACAUCAACCUUGCUAAAGACGAAACAGAUAGCAGAAAACGGCCUAUUAGUUCACGACAUUCAAGAAAGUGAAAAGGACGAUUGCGUCCUCUCAGUCGAGGAAGACCCCAUCUUAUUAAGUCGAGUCGAGUUUCUACCCUUGGAUUCUACAACUGUGCCUCUAAUUGCCGUCGAAAUCGAGGGAACUGAAAACGGUCAAAUUCUUGCAAAGGUAAUUAGUGUGGAGGAGAGGAGCAUAAGACGCAAAUUAUCCGGUGAUGUCCUAGCUGUAUUUUCUAAACCAAGCGGGGAAUAUUCCAACGGGCCUGUGGUGAAAGAAUCUGCAGUUUCUUUUCAGUUAUCCACUGAGAAAAAAUCGAGCAAAGGUGCGGUUAAGAAUGUUUUUGAAUUGGACUGUGUGCCUCUUUGGGGUUCGGUUUCGAUCUGUGGACAUAGGUCGGAAAUGGAGGAUGCGGUUAUGGUUGUACCUCAUUUCAUGAAAAUUCCUAUUGAGAUGUUUACGGGUGAUUUUGGGAUUAACGGGAUAAGUCAAACAUUCAGUCAACUGUCUUCGCAUUUUUUCGGGGUUUACGAUGGUCAUGGUGGAUCUCAGGUUGCAAAUUACUGCCGUGAUAGAAUCCAUCUGGAGUUAAUGGAUGAGUUGAAAAAUCGUAAAGAAAAAAUACUGGAGGGGCCCACAAGGGACACUAGGCAGGUCCAAUGGGAGAAGGUCUUCAAUAGUUGCUUUUCAAAAAUCGACGACGAAGUUGGAGGAAAGGCAAAAACGGGGCCCGUUGCACCGGAAACCGUGGGGUCCACAGCUGUGGUUGCAGUUGUUUCUUCGUCACAUAUUGUAGUUGCCAACUGUGGAGAUUCGAGGGCCGUCCUUUAUCGUGGGAAAGAAGCAAUCCCGUUAUCCGUCGAUCAUAAACCAAAUCGAGAGGAUGAAUACGCGAGGAUCGAGGCGGCUGGAGGCAAGGUAAUUCAGUGGAACGGUCAUCGUGUUCUAGGUGUUCUUGCAAUGUCGAGGUCUAUCGGUGAUAGAUACUUAAAGCCUUCGAUAAUACCCGAACCGGAGGUAAUGUUUGUUCCUCGGGCUAGAGAAGACGAGUGCCUAGUUCUAGCAAGUGACGGUUUGUGGGAUGUCAUGACGAAUGAGGAGGCGUGUGACGUGGCGAGAAGACGAAUCCUAAUUUGGCACAAAAAAAAUGGGGCCCACCCGUUAGUGGACAGAGGGCAAGGUGUGGACCCCGCCGCCCAAGCGGCUGCGGAGUACCUCUGCAACCUUGCCCUCCAGGAAGGGAGUCAAGACAAUAUUUCGGUUAUUGUCGUGGAUUUGAAAUCUCGAAGAAAAUUCAAGAGCAAGUCUUGAUGUAACUUCCUUUUUUUUUUUAAUUUUAACAGUGCUUGGUUAUGGUAAUAUAUAGUUUUAUUAUACAAGCAUAAGGUGUUCAAUUGUUUCGCAAAUCCAUCCAAAUUUUCUAAUAGGAGAAUAGUUUUUUCAGUAUGUAAUAUGUAUAGAAAUAUUUUUUGGCUUUGCACAUAUGUUUCAUUAUUCAUAGAAUUGAAUCCCACUAGUAGUAAAUAAUAAAAUCGAUUGUUAUA
Erythranthe guttata (spotted monkey flower) is the source of this 2088-nucleotide messenger RNA. RefSeq names its product protein phosphatase 2C 16. The record is from RefSeq and is a predicted model, not a curated record. NCBI's taxonomy places the organism in Eukaryota, Viridiplantae, Streptophyta, Magnoliopsida, Lamiales, Phrymaceae. Gene Ontology annotation, molecular function: cation binding; protein serine/threonine phosphatase activity. Gene Ontology annotation, biological process: protein dephosphorylation.